Molecule: messenger RNA, 1178 nt
Organism: Sesamum indicum (sesame)
Lineage: Eukaryota; Viridiplantae; Streptophyta; Magnoliopsida; Lamiales; Pedaliaceae
Source: RefSeq, a predicted model, not a curated record
AUAUCUUCUUCCUCCUCUUACAUUUUUCCCCAAUCUCGUUUUCUACCUUAAUCUCAUCAACUCUUCAAAUUUCAACACUGAAAAUCAAACAUAGUCGAUUGCAUACACUGCCAAUUCGCUCUCUAUGAUGCAAUGUCACGCGGAACCCUAGAUUCACUUCACGCCAUUGAAUCUUGCGCCUUUCAGCUCCUCAGCUGGAGGCCCUUCGCCAGAAACCUCGACUCCGAUUCCCCCAAACACUACGCCGCCAAUCAUGGACCCUACAGCAAGCGCCCUUGCCGCGCCGACCGCGCCACUUCUUCGUUUUCCAUAGAUGCCAUCCUCGACAUGUCAAAACUCAGCCUCUUUGAUGACGAUAGGCCCCUCUCGCUUUCCGCCGCCCGGAAACGCUGGUUCGCCCGUAAGCGCCGCCGACGUGGUGGGUCGAGGUCAGUGUCCGGCCGGAGCUCCGAUCGCAGGUGCUGCUCCGUCGGCGCGUCUGCGGCAAAUGGAACUUGCUCUGAUUUUCCUAUGGUUGCGGGGGGUACGGAUUCGAGCGGGGAGUUAUUUGGGGAUCCGAAUUGGGCGUCCGAUGUGAGCGACCGGAACUCCAGGAGAGAGAGGGAGGGGAGUGGGGGUGGGGAGAGGGAGCAUGUGAGUGCUGGGUGCGGGGGGCAGUUUGGGAAUUGUGACAGUCAGGGGAAUGAAUCGGGUUACGGGAGUGAACCGGGCUAUCGAGGGGAUGCUGAGCUCGGGUACGAUGAUGAGGAAGAGGAUGAUCCGCGAGUUUUGUUUUGGGGGGACGAAUUUGGAGAAAGCUCACCACCGAGGCCGUCGUAAGAAACAUGAUCUGAGAAGUGAGAAUUGUUGAUAACCUAAGGUAGCGACUCCUUAUGCUAAUAUCCAGAGUUUUGCUGUGUAUCAGAGAGUCUUGAUCUUGUAUCGGAAGGGUUUUGCCCCAAGAUUCAUCCUGUUCUGGAAGGUUUCCUCAUGUAUGAGCGCUGCAUUCUGAAGGAUGAGCAUUUUCCUGAAUGAUGUUGAUUCUAACAAAAACCACUGCAAUUUGAGCUGUAUAUGUUAGUGUGAUUGUAUUUGAGUGCAAAAAGCUAGUAUAUCCCUCCCGAGUUUCUGGAUUAUGUUGUAUACUUAAAUUAAACCUAUCAUCAGAAAAGCCAAAGCGGACUCUAGAUUUGCUUCAA